CUGUCUCUUACUAAAACCCCAAAGCAUAAAGAGAGCGACUGAUACCUUUGCUUCUCCCGAUAUAUUACUCACUGAGAGAUCCCACUUUCACCUAAUAAAAUUUCCCCAGAUCCCAAAACCGCCGGUCAGCUCCCCAUCGACAAUGGGAUUCCCCUCAAACGGCACCGCAUCACAUAACAACAAGCCUCUUAAGUUCCUCAUCUACGGCCGCACCGGCUGGAUCGGUGGCCUCUUGGGGAAGCUCUGCGAGUCUCAGGGUAUCGACUACGCCUACGGCUCCGGUCGAUUAGAAAACCGAGUGUCCCUCGAAGCUGACAUCGCCAACGUCAAGCCUACCCAUGUAUUCAACGCUGCCGGCGUCACUGGCCGGCCUAACGUCGACUGGUGCGAGUACCACAAGGUCGAGACUAUUCGUACCAAUGUAGUUGGGACCCUCACUUUGGCUGACGUGUGCAGAGAAAAGGGUCUUAUUUUGAUUAAUUAUGCCACAGGCUGCAUUUUCGAGUACGAUGCGAAUCAUCCUCUCGGGUCGGGAAUCGGGUUCAAGGAGGAGGAUACCCCGAAUUUCACCGGAUCUUUUUAUUCCAAGACGAAAGCCAUGGUGGAAGAGUUGCUCAAGAAUUUUGAAAAUGUCUGUACCUUGCGUGUCAGAAUGCCCAUUUCAUCUGAUUUAUCUAAUCCGCGCAACUUCAUUACAAAGAUCACUCGAUAUGAGAAGGUAGUUAAUAUUCCAAACUCAAUGACAAUCUUGGAUGAACUGCUUCUGAUUUCCAUUGAGAUGGCAAAGAGAAAUCUCACUGGAAUCUGGAACUUUACAAACCCUGGUGUGGUCAGUCACAAUGAGAUAUUAGAGAUGUAUCGGGAUUAUGUUGACCCCAACUUCUCAUGGAAAAACUUUACUCUUGAGGAGCAGUCAAAAGUAAUAGUUGCCCCAAGGAGCAAUAAUGAGCUUGAUGCCUCCAAAUUGAGUAAGGAGUUCCCGGAAAUGUUGCCAAUAAAGGAGUCCCUUAUCAAGUUCGUGUUCAAGCCAAAUCAGAAGACUGCUGCUCCUUGAUGCAUCAAUCAAAGGCCAAGUUCCUGUCUGUUAAAUUUAAGAGAUACCUUGUUAAGUAUGUCUCAAAUCAAUGAUGUGCCACUGGUUUAUAGGUUUGACAUUUUUGUCUUCCCUUUUGCUAUUUAUCCUGUUCAUGAGGGUUGAUGUGAUGCUUUAUAGGUUCCUCUUACCAAAUGACACACAUGAUUGCAUGCGCCUAUUUAUAUUUGAAUGUUGUAUUUGUAACUUGAUUAUGAAUAAAUUAGUUGAUUUAUCAGGUUAUACAUA
Molecule: messenger RNA, 1321 nt
Organism: Manihot esculenta (cassava)
Lineage: Eukaryota; Viridiplantae; Streptophyta; Magnoliopsida; Malpighiales; Euphorbiaceae
Product: bifunctional dTDP-4-dehydrorhamnose 3,5-epimerase/dTDP-4-dehydrorhamnose reductase
Exons: 2
Coding region: 143-1054 (303 amino acids)
Biological process (GO): S-adenosylmethionine biosynthetic process
Cellular component (GO): methionine adenosyltransferase complex
Molecular function (GO): methionine adenosyltransferase regulator activity
Source: RefSeq, a predicted model, not a curated record